AUGGCCCCAAGGAUGUCGGGCCGCGGCGGCGCCGCCCUGCUCUGCCUCUCGGCGCUGCUCGCCCACGCCUCCGGCCGCUCCCACCCAGCCAGCCCUAGCCCCCCGGGGCCGCAGGCCAGCCCCGUGCUGCCGGUCAGCUACCGCCUGUCGCGGACUCGGCUGGCCUUCUUCCUGCGGGACGCGCGGCCCCCGCCGCCUGCGGUCGCCAACGGCUCCCUUCAGCGCUCGGAGCCCUUCGUGGUGUUCCAGACCAAGGAGCUGCCCGUCCUCAACGUCUCCCUGGGGCCCUUCAGCACCAGCCAGGUGGUGGCCCGGGAGCUGCUGCAGCCAUCCAGCACCCUGGACAUCCCUGAGCGCCUGACCGUCAACUGGAAGGUGCGAGCCUUCAUCGUCCGCGCCCGCGUGCCUGCCUCGCAGCCGGUGGCCCAGGUGCUGUUCUAUGUGGCUGGCCGCGACUGGGACGACUUUGGCGUCACCGAGCGACUGCCCUGUGUCCGCCUGCACGCCUUCCGGGACGCCCGGGAGGUCAAGAGCUCCUGCCGCCUCAGCGGGGGCCUGGCCACCUGCCUGGUGCGGGCCGAGCUGCCCUUGGCCUGGUUCGGACCCCCCGCCCCUGCCGCGCCGCCCACCACCCGGCGCAAGUCUCCGGACGGGCUAGACCCGGAGGCCACGGGGGAGAGUCAGCAGGCCGAACUCUACUACACCCUCCAUGCCCCCGACGCGUCGGGCGGCUGCGGGGGCGCACGUCAGGGAGCCGGGCCGGGGACCGGCGCCCGCGCCGAGAGCCCCACCCAGCACCCCUUGCUGCGCAUCGGGAGCAUCAGCCUGUUCCGCCCGCCCCCCAGGAGGGCCCUGCAGGAGCACCGGCUGGACAGCAACCUGAUGAUCCGCCUGCCCGAUCGGCCCCUCAAGCCUGGGGAGGUGCUCAGCAUUCUCCUCUACCUGGCCCCCAACUCCUCCUCUCCCUCCAGCCCCAGCGUGGAGCAUUUCACACUCAGGGUGAAGGCCAAGAAGGGUGUGACUCUUCUGGGCACCAAGUCACGGAGCGGCCAGUGGCACGUGACCUCGGAGCUGCUGACUGGGGCAAAGCACUCAACAGCCACCGUGGAUGUGGCCUGGGCCCAGGGCACCCCGCUGCCCCCCUGGGAAGGCCAGGGGCCGCUGGAGAUCCUGCAGCUGGACUUUGAGAUGGAGAACUUCACCAGCCAGUCAGUCAAGAGGAGAAUCAUGUGGCACGUCGACUACCGUGGCCACAGCGCCCUGCCUGACCUGGAGCGGGCGGUCACCGAGCUGACGGUCAUCCAGCGGGAUGUGCAGGCCAUCCUGCCCCUGGCCAUGGACACCGAAAUCAUCAACACGGCUAUCCUGACGGGCAGGACGGUGGCCAUCCCGGUCAAGGUCAUCGCCAUCGAGGUGACUGGUCUCGUCCUAGAUGUCUCUGCCCUAGUGGAAUGUGAAUCUGACAAUGAGGACAUCAUCAAGGUAUCCAGCAGCUGCGACUACGUGUUUGUGAGUGGAAAGGAGUCGCGUGGGUCCAUGAACGCCAGGGUCACCUUCCGCUAUGACAUCCUCAAUGCCCCUCUGGAAAUGACAGUCUGGGUCCCCAAGCUGCCCCUGCACAUCGAGCUCUCGGAUGCACACCUCAGCCAAGUGAAGGGCUGGAGGGUGCCUAUCCUCCCCGACCGGAGGUCGGCCCGGGAGAGUGAGGACGAGGACGAGGAGGAGGAGGAGCGGCGGCCGAGCGCCAGCCGCGGCUGCGCCUUGCAGUAUCAGCACGCUACUCUGCAGGUCUUCACGCAGUUCCACACAACAUCGUCCGAGGGCGCCGACCAGGUGGUCCCCAUGCUGGGCCCGGACUGGCUGGUGGAGGUCACUGACCUGGUCAGCGACUUCAUGCGGGUGGGGGACCCCCGAGUGGCACGCAUGGUGGACAGCAGCACGCUGGCGGGCCUGGAGCCGGGCACCACCCCCUUCAAGGUGGUGUCCCCACUGACGGAGUCUGUGCUUGGGGAGACGCUGCUAACAGUGACGGAGGAGAAGGUCAGCAUCACACAGCUGCAGGCCCAGGUGGUGGCCAGCCUCGCCCUCUCCCUGCGGCCCAGCCCAGGGAGCAGUCACACCAUCCUGGCCACCACGGCUGCCCAGCAGACCCUCAGCUUCCUCAAGCAGGAAGCCCUUCUAAGCCUCUGGCUUUCCUACAGUGAUGGCACCACAGCCCCCCUCUCCCUCUACAGCCCCCGGGACUAUGGGCUGCUGGUUAGCAGCCUGGACGAGCGGGUGGCUACGGUGACCCAGGACCGGGCCUUCCCGCUGGUGGUGGCGGAGGCCGAGGGUGCCGGGGAUCUGCUGCGCGCAGAGCUCACCAUUGCCGAGAGCUGCCAGAAAACCAAACGCAAGAGUGUGCUGGCCACGACCCCCGUGGGCCUGCGGGUGCACUUUGGGCGGGACGAGGAGGACCCCACUUACGACUACCCGGGGCCCAGCCAGCCAGGCCCCGGCGGGGGUGAGGACGAGGCCCGGGGAGCCGGCCCCCCGGGCACAGUGAUGCCAGCAGCUGAGGCCCCAGGCCCGGGCACUGCCAGCGCCGUGCCGCCCACGGAAGACUUCCUGCCGCUGCCCACCGGCUUCCUGCAGAUGCCGCGCGGGCUGACGGACCUGGAGAUCGGCAUGUACGCGCUGCUGGGCGUCUUCUGCCUCGCCAUCCUCGUCUUCCUCAUCAACUGCAUCGUCUUCGUGCUGCGCUACCGGCACAAGCGCAUCCCGCCCGAGGGCCAGACCAGCAUGGACCACUCUCACCACUGGGUGUUCCUAGGCAACGGGCAGCCCCUGCGGGUGCAGGGAGAGCUGUCUCCGCCUGCGGGCAACCCGCUGGAGACCGUGCCUGCCUGCUGCCACGGCGACCACCACAGCAGCGGCAGCUCGCAGACCAGCGUGCAGAGCCAGGUGCACGGGCGGGGCGACGGCUCCUCGGGCGGCUCGGCCCGCGACCAGGCCGAGGACCCUGCCAGCUCGCCCACCUCCAAGCGCAAACGGGUCAAGUUUACCACCUUCACCACGCUGCCCACGGAGGAGCUGGCCUAUGACUCGGUGCCCGCCGGCGAGGAGGACGAGGAGGACGAAGAGGAACUGGGUUGGGGCUGCCCGGAUGUGGCGGGCACCACGCGGCCCACGGCACCCCCAGACCUGCACAAUUACAUGCGCAGAAUCAAAGAGAUCGCGUAG
This is a messenger RNA of Enhydra lutris kenyoni (northern sea otter), 3222 nucleotides long. Its product is annotated as transmembrane protein 132E. NCBI's taxonomy places the organism in Eukaryota, Metazoa, Chordata, Mammalia, Carnivora, Mustelidae. Bases 1 to 3222 code for a protein of 1073 amino acids. The transcript is spliced from 9 exons. The record is from RefSeq and is a predicted model, not a curated record.